AUGACACGAGGUGACAGUAAUGGCCUGUUUGCUGCUCUUAGGGGAAGUGGACGUAUUCAUCACCCAGAGUUAGUGGAGGCCUUGAUAGAGGUAGUGGAGGCCUUGACAGAGUUAGUGGAGGCCUUGACAGAGUUAGUGGAGGCCUUGACAGAGUUAGUGGAGGUCUUGACAGAGGUAGUGGAGGCCUUGACAGAGGCAGUGGAGGCCUUGACAGAGUUAGUGGAGGUCUUGACAGAGUUAGUGGAGGCCUUGACAGAGUUAGUGGAGGUCUUGACAGAUGGAGGCCUUGACAGAGGUAGUGGAGGCCUUGACAGAGGUAGUGGAGACCUUGACAGAGGUAGUGGAGGCCUUGACAGAGGUAGUGAAGACCUUGACAGAGGCAGUGGAGGCCUAGUGGAGGCCUUGACAGAGUUAGUGGAGGUCUUGAUAGAGGUAGUGGAGGCCUUGACAGAGUUAGUGGAGGCCUUGAUAGAGGUAGUGGAUGCCUUGACAGAGAUAGUGGGGGUCUUGACAGAGGUAGUGGAGGCCUUGACAGAGGUAGUGGAGGCCUUGACAGAGGUAGUGGAGGCCUUGGCAGAAGUAGUGGAGGCCUUGACAGAAGUAGUGGAGGCCUUGACAGAAGUAGUGGAGGCCUUGACAGAGGUAGUAGAGGCCUUGACAGAAGUAGUGGAGGCCUUGACAGAGGUAGUGGAGGCCUUGGCAGAAGUAGUGGAGGCCUUGACAGAUGUAGUGGAGGGCUUGACAGAAGUAGUGGAGGGCUUGACAGAGGUAGUGGAGGCCUUGACAGAGUUAGUGGAGGCCUUGACAGAGUUAGUGGAGGCCUUGACAGAGGCAGUGGAGGCCUUGACAGAGGUAGUAGAGGCCUUGACAGAAGUAGUGGAGGCCUUGACAGAGGUAGUGGAGGCCUUGGCAGAAGUAGUGGAGGCCUUGACAGAGGUAGUGGAGGCUUUGACAGAGGUAGUGGAGGCCGUGACAGAAGUAGUGAAGGUCUUGACAGAGUUAGUGAAGGCCUUGAAAGAGGUAGUGGAGGCCUUGACAGAGUUAGUGGAGGCCUUGACAGAGUUAGUGGAGGCCUUGACAGAGGCAGUGGAGGCCCUGACAGAGGCAGUGGAGGCCUUUACAGAGUUAGUGGAGGUCUUGACAGAGUUUGUGGAGGCCUUGACAGAGUUUGUGGAGGUCUUGACAGAGUUAGUGGAGGCCUUGACAGAGUUAGUGGAGGUCUUGAUAGAGUUAGUGGAGGUCUUGACAGAAGGUAGUGGAGGCCUUGACAGAGGUAGUGAAGACCUUGACAGAGGCAGUGGAGGCCUAGUGGAGGCCUUGACAGAGUUAGUGGAGGUCUUGAUAGAGGUAGUGGAGGCCUUGACAGAGUUAGUGGAGGCCUUGAUAGAGGUAGUGGAUGCCUUGACAGAGAUAGUGGGGGUCUUGACAGAGGUAGUGGAGGCCUUGACAGAGGUAGUGGAGGCCUUGACAGAGGUAGUGGAGGCCUUGGCAGAGGUAGUGGAGGCCUUGACAGGUAGUGGAGGCCUUGACAGAGUUAGUGGAGGCCUUGACAGAGUUAGUGGAGGCCUUGACAGAGUUAGUGGAGGUCUUGACAGAGGUAGUGGAGGCCUUGACAGAGGCAGUGGAGGCCUUGACAGAGUUAGUGGAGGUCUUGACAGAGUUAGUGGAGGCCUUGACAGAGUUAGUGGAGGUCUUGACAGAGUUAGAGGAGGCAGUGGAGGCCUUGACAGAGGUAGUGGAGGCCUUGACAGAGGUAGUGAAGACCUUGACAGAGGCAGUGGAGGCCUAGUGGAGGCCUUGACAGAGUUAGUGGAGGUCUUGAUAGAGGUAGUGGAGGCCUUGACAGAGUUAGUGGAGGCCUUGAUAGAGUUAGUGGAGGCCUUGACGGAGGCAGUGGAGGCCUUGACAGAGUUAGUGGAGGUCUUGACAGAGUUUGUGGAGGCCUUGACAGAGUUUGUGGAGGUCUUGACAGAGUUAGUGGAGGCCUUGACAGAGUUAGUGGAGGUCUUGAUAGAGUUAGUGGAGGUCUUGACAGAAGGUAGUGGAGGCCUUGACAGAGGUAGUGAAGACCUUGACAGAGGCAGUGGAGGCCUAGUGGAGGCCUUGACAGAGUUAGUGGAGGUCUUGAUAGAGGUAGUGGAGGCCUUGACAGAGUUAGUGGAGGCCUUGAUAGAGGUAGUGGAUGCCUUGACAGAGAUAGUGGGGGUCUUGACAGAGGUAGUGGAGGCCUUGACAGAGGUAGUGGAGGCCUUGACAGAGGUAGUGGAGGCCUUGGCAGAGGUAGUGGAGGCCUUGACAGGUAGUGGAGGCCUUGACAGAGUUAGUGGAGGCCUUGACAGAGUUAGUGGAGGCCUUGACAGAGGUAGUGGAGGCCUUGACAGAGGUAGUGGAGGCCUUGACAGAGGUAGUGGAGGCCUUGGCAGAGGUAGUGGAGGCCUUGACAGUGGAGGCCUUGACAGAGGUAGUGGAGGCCUUGACAGAGGUAGUGGAGGCCUUGACAGAGGUAGUGGAGACCUUGACAGAGGUAGUGGAGGCCUUGACAGAGGUAGUGAAGACCUUGACAGAGGCAGUGGAGGCCUAGUGGAGGCCUUGACAGAGUUAGUGGAGGUCUUGAUAGAGGUAGUGGAGGCCUUGACAGAGUUAGUGGAGGCCUUGAUAGAGGUAGUGGAUGCCUUGACAGAGAUAGUGGGGGUCUUGACAGAGGUAGUGGAGGCCUUGACAGAGGUAGUGGAGGCCUUGACAGAGGUAGUGGAGGUCUUGAUAGAGUUAGUGGAGGCCUUGACAGAGGCAGUGGAGGCCUUGACAGAGUUAGUGGAGGUCUUGACAGAGUUAGUGGAGGUCUUUACAGAGUUAGUGGAGGUCUUGAUAGAGUUAGUGGAGGCCUUGACGGAGGCAGUGGAGGCCUUGACAGAGUUAGUGGAGGUCUUUACAGAGUUAGUGGAGGUCUUGACAGAGUUAGUGGAGGCCUUGACAGAGUUAGUGGAGGCCUUGACAGAGGCAGUGGAGGCCUUUACAGAGGCAGUGGAGGCCUUGACAGAGUUAGCGGAGGCAUUUACAGAGUUAGUGGAGGUCUUGACAGAGUUAGUGGAGGCCUUGACAGAGUUAGUGGAGGCCUUGACAGAGGCAGUGGAGGCCUUUACAGAGGCAGUGGAGGCCUUGACAGAGUUAGUGGAGGUCUUGACAGAGGUAGUGGAGGCCUUGACAGAGGCAGUGGAGGCCUUGACAGAGUUAGUGGAGGUCUUGACAGAGUUAGUGGAGGCCUUGACAGAGUUAGUGGAGGUCUUGACAGAGUUAGUGGAGGCCUUGACUGAGGCAGUGGAUGCCUUGACAGAGGCAGUGGAGCCUUGA
Messenger RNA from Gigantopelta aegis, 3348 nucleotides. RefSeq lists its product as uncharacterized. The coding region runs from base 1 to 3348 and encodes 1115 amino acids. NCBI's taxonomy places the organism in Eukaryota, Metazoa, Mollusca, Gastropoda, Neomphalida, Peltospiridae. Gene Ontology annotation, cellular component: membrane. Gene Ontology annotation, molecular function: guanyl-nucleotide exchange factor activity. Gene Ontology annotation, biological process: signal transduction. The record is from RefSeq and is a predicted model, not a curated record. The transcript has 8 exons.